UUAUUAAUAUGCAUACAAUUCUUGUGUCCACACAGUUUGUUGAGGACUACGAGCCAACUAAAGCCGAUUCGUACCGAAAAAAGGUGAUUCUGGACGCGGAAGAGGUGCAGAUCGAUAUACUGGACACCGCGGGUCAGGAGGACUACGCGGCCAUUCGGGACAACUAUUUCCGAUCGGGUGAAGGAUUUCUAUGCGUUUACAGUAUUACAGAACACGAGAGCUUUACCGCAGUCACUGAAUUCAGGGAGCAAAUACUGCGAGUGAAGGGCAGCGACGAAAACAUACCGUUCGUAUUGGUUGGCAAUAAAGCGGAUCUGAAUGAACGCCGACGGGUCAGCCUCGAGGAGGCGCACCGUAUGGCCGACUUAUGGCGAGUGCCGUACAUCGAGACCAGCGCCAAGACCCGGCUCAAUGUGGACCAGGUUUUCUUUGAUUUGAUGCGCGAAAUACGGAAACGAAAGCUGACGGACGCCGAGACUAGUAAUGGCCCGAAAAAAGCCGGCCGUAAGAAAAAGCGGUGCAUUAUUUUGUAAUACAGAUGUCGGGGCCGUCUGUUAUGUCGCUCAUAUACCCAUCGGAUCUAUCUAUUGAUCAUUGAAUUUCAUUUGUUUCGCCACUCAUUAUGAUAUCAUUUAUUGAUUUAUCUGACAAUUAAUUGUAUUGAAAAGUAAAUUUUUGUGAUUUAUAGCGAGAGUAGUCUGU
Molecule: messenger RNA, 702 nt
Organism: Medioppia subpectinata
Lineage: Eukaryota; Metazoa; Arthropoda; Arachnida; Sarcoptiformes; Oppiidae
Source: the annotation of a GenBank genome assembly